Molecule: messenger RNA, 799 nt
Organism: Panicum virgatum (switchgrass)
Lineage: Eukaryota; Viridiplantae; Streptophyta; Magnoliopsida; Poales; Poaceae
Product: cytochrome b-c1 complex subunit 7-like
Exons: 4
Coding region: 138-509 (123 amino acids)
Biological process (GO): mitochondrial electron transport, ubiquinol to cytochrome c
Source: RefSeq, a predicted model, not a curated record
CUUCUCCGGCCUUCUCGGCCACACAAAACGCCGUGAGGUGGUGACGACGGUGGGAAACCGAAGCUCUCUGGAACUACUCCGGCGAGCAUCGGAAGCACACGCACGAGGCCGCGGAACCUUCCGGAACCUUCGCUAGGAUGCUCUCCAGGUUCUCGGCGUGGUUCGUGAACCCGCGCCGGAACCCGCUGGCGCGCCUCCACCGGAACGCCGUCGCCGCCCGCCUCCGCAAAUACGGGCUCCGGUACGACGACCUGUACGACCCGUACCACGACCUGGACAUCAAGGAGGCGCUGGCGCGGCUGCCGCGGGAGGUGGUGGACGCCCGCAACCAGCGCCUGAAGCGGGCCAUGGACCUCUCCAUGAAGCACCAGUACCUCCCCGACGACGUCCAGGCAAUACAGGUGCCAUUCAGAAGCUACCUUUCUGACAUGCUUGCUCUUGUGAAAAAGGAGAAAGCAGAGCGUGAAGCUCUGGGAGCACUUCCCCUGUACCAGAGAACCAUCCCAUAAUGUGCUUUCUUCAUUAUGAUCUAACAAUGAGUGGCAAUAAGAUACAGCAGAUGAUACUAUAGUGUGCAUUAUGUGUAAUCAAAGACAUUGCCAGCCCAAUUCCCACUGUCUUAGCGCAAUGUAAUGAUUGAUGGAGCCAUGUAUAUUUGUGAACGCUUCAACAUUCAGUGCGUUUUGUGAACUGGAAUAUAUUGUUACUGAAGUCCGCUCGGUGCUACCGUUGCGGAGUAUAGUUUUGUGUCGAUUAUUUGCAGAUUAAUUCAAUGACUGAAUUGUACAUGAGCAGAUCA